Molecule: messenger RNA, 1862 nt
Organism: Pollicipes pollicipes
Lineage: Eukaryota; Metazoa; Arthropoda; Thecostraca; Pollicipedomorpha; Pollicipedidae
Product: protein pelota-like
Biological process (GO): ribosome disassembly; nuclear-transcribed mRNA catabolic process, no-go decay; nonfunctional rRNA decay
Cellular component (GO): cytoplasm
Source: RefSeq, a predicted model, not a curated record
AUGGUGAUCAACAGCCGUGUGUCAUUGGUUCCUGAGGAUGCAGAAGACAUAUGGCACGCAUACAACCUUAUUCAUCCAGGGGAUACCAUCAGAGCAUCAACAAUCAGGAAGGUGCAGACCGAGUCGGCCACCGGGUCAUCCUCCAGCAACCGGGUGCGGACCACGCUCACCAUCCAGGCCGAGGACACCGACUUUGACACGCACGGCGCUGUCCUCCGCGUCAAGGGCCGCAACGUCGAGGAAAACCAAUACGUCAAGAUGGGAGCCUACCACACCAUCGAUAUCGAGGCUAACAGGAAGUUUAUGCUAUACAAGACCUACUGGGACACCGUCUCCAUCGAACGUGUGGAGAUGGCGUGUGACCCCACCCAGCACGCGGACUUGGCGGCGGUGGUGAUGCAGGAGGGGAUCGCGCACGUCUGCCUGGUCACCUCCUGCAUGACACUGGUCCGCGCCAAGAUCGACCAGCCCAUCCCCAGGAAACGCAAGGGCCACACGUCCCAGCACGAUAAGGGGCUGCAGAAGUUCUUCGAGACGGUGAUGCAGGCGCUGCUGCGACAUGCUCGGCUGGACGUGGUCAAGUGUGUGCUGGUGGCCAGUCCUGGCUUUGUCAAGGACCAAUUCGCCGAGUACAUGUGGCAAACGGCCUUCAAGACGGAUAACAAACAGCUGCUGGAGAGCAAGAGCAAAUUCUUGCUGGUGCACGCUUCCUCGGGCUUCAAGCAUUCGCUGAAAGAGGUGCUGCAGGACCCGGCCGUGAUGGCACGCCUCAGUGACACCAAGGCGGCGGGAGAGGUGAAGGCGCUCGAGACGUUCUACCGCACGCUGCAGGAUGACCCGAGCAAGGCCUACUACGGCUACAAGCACGUCGAGCGCGCCAACGAGGCGCAGGCCAUCGAAACCCUGCUCUGUUCUGACAAGCUGUUCCGGUCGCUGGACUUGUCGGAACGGAAGAAAUACGUCGCCCUGGUGGACAGUGUCAGAGAGUACGGCGGCGACGUUAAGAUAUUCUCCAGCCUCCACAUCUCCGGUGAACAGCUGGAGCAGCUGACCGGCGUGGCGGCCGUCCUGCGGUACCCGAUGCCCGAGAUCGAGUCGGACGACGACGAGGAUGAGGAGGGGGACGACUGACGAGCGUCCGGCCCCGCCGGCCCGGCGACGUAGCCAACCUCCGCUCGCACGCAGAGGACCGCCGGACCGGCCCGAGGACACGGUCCUCAGGCCGGAGACAGCGGCGCGGGCGGUCCGCUGCCGCUGGGACCGGGGCAGCGGGUGGCGGCCAGUGCACGGGCCGCCGGACCCUGGCCGUCGCCCUGCCGGCCGGGUCGCCCCCGCGCCGUCUCGAGCUGAUGGUGGAGCUGGCGCUUUUUGCCGGCGACGGCGAUGUUGUCCUCAGUCAACUAUGCUAUGUUCUAUGAGCACGAGUCGUGCUCGCACCAUGCUGCCAGCGUGUAGCUAUUUAAGCGCCGCCGGCAUUGCAUUGCAGCAUCGCAACUAACUGCGUGCCUACCGGCUUCGUUGUCGUGUAACAUGUGCGUCGACCCCGUGACCUCGUUGCCGAGGGCACUCCGCGGCCGCUGGCCUGCGAGGCCUGCUACCAUUCGUGCAGAGAUGUUUCGGACUCGGCCCGGUGCGUGCGUAGCCCCCAUACCAAUCCCGCGCCCUGUCGCUGAUGAUAGCCGUCUUGUAAACAUCGCUUACGCGGUUAGCCGACCGACCGACCGGCCAUCAGUGAUAGUGGCGGGCGAGGUCGGCGGCGGCCCGCAGACCGCCGAUGGUCCGCCUGGCGGCCGGGCGGGCGGCCGCCCCGGUCGUCAGCCGCCCCCUUGACGCGGGGUCGCUGCGCCGGGCUCGCCGACUGC